AAAAAAAAAAAAAAAAAAAAAAACACAUAAAUCAUUAUAUUCCCCUGUCAACAAUCAUAUAUAUUCAUAUAAAUAGAUGAAAAUCCCUGGUAUUCCAAAAGAAGUAUUGAGAACGAUAUUUAGUAAAGGUUCAAGAUUAAUACAACAUGUUGAUUCAUUUACUGUAAAAGCAAUUGCCAAUAAUGAAAAUGUGAAUCGUGUUAUCAUUGUCAAGAGCAAAAAGAGACUUAGUAAACUAGCUGUCAUUAGAGCUCGUGCUGAUCGUCGUAUUAAAUCUGCUUUACAAACUAUUUAUCCCAAAUUAAAGUUAAAAGGAUAUGAUUUUAUAUUCUUUGCAACACCACCUGUAAUCACAACUCCUUGGCCAUUACUUUUAGAACAAGUAACAAAAUCUAUGAAAAAUAUUGAACGAAACGCUUUAUUUAAAGGAGAUUAUAAGAAGGGUAACUCUUUGCACACAAGACAUAAUUUAAAAGACAGUUCUUUUGGAAAAAAAAAAAAGACCAAAAAUGUAUAAAUAAAUUAUGCGUUCUUUAUUUAUUUAUUUAUCUAUCUAUUUAUUUAUUUUCAACAAAGCAUUGAAAUGGACU
Messenger RNA from Cokeromyces recurvatus, 590 nucleotides. RefSeq lists its product as uncharacterized. Bases 77 to 517 code for a protein of 146 amino acids. NCBI's taxonomy places the organism in Eukaryota, Fungi, Mucoromycota, Mucoromycetes, Mucorales, Mucoraceae. The transcript has 3 exons. Gene Ontology annotation, biological process: tRNA processing. The record is from RefSeq and is a predicted model, not a curated record. Gene Ontology annotation, molecular function: ribonuclease P activity; tRNA binding.